This is a messenger RNA of Cuculus canorus (common cuckoo), 3289 nucleotides long. RefSeq names its product transmembrane protein 248 (gene TMEM248). NCBI's taxonomy places the organism in Eukaryota, Metazoa, Chordata, Aves, Cuculiformes, Cuculidae. The record is from RefSeq and is a predicted model, not a curated record. Bases 271 to 1215 code for a protein of 314 amino acids. The transcript is spliced from 8 exons.
GCGCUCCCGGAAGCGGCGGGCGCGGUGUCCGGGCGGCGGCGUCUCCUCCGCGCCGGGGCCAUGGUGCGGGGCCUGUGAGCCCGCCGGCCAGGGGCUCGGCCGACUCCAGCAAAAGUUCUCUUGAUCCUGCAAGAAUCAAAGAAAAGGCUCUUUCAGCCUCCACCCUGAUGUAGUUGCUGGGUGUUUCUGACCACAGGAUUCUUGAUGCAGAAGCGUGAAAUGAUGUAGUCUGCUUUUCGAAUCCCAUUUUGAAGGUGAACAAUCAGAAUAAUGUUCAACAUAAACCUGUUGGAGAACCUGAAGGUCUACAUCAGCAGUCGCCCUCCGCUUGUGGUCUUUAUGAUCAGUGUGAGCGCUAUGGCCAUAGCUUUUCUGACGCUGGGCUAUUUCUUCAAAAUCAAGGAGAUCAAGUCACCUGAAAUGACGGAGGACUGGAAUACUUUUCUCCUGAGGUUUAAUGAUUUGGACUUCUGUAUAUCUGAGAAUGAAACCUUAAAGCAUCUCAUUAACGAUACCACAACUCCGGAGAGCACCGUGACCAGCGGACAGGCGAGGUCUUCCACACAAUCUCCACAAACUCUCGAGGACUCUGGCCCGAUAAACAUCUCUGUUACAAUCACACUGACGCUGGACCCGCUCCGACCGUUUGGCGGAUAUUCUCGCAAUGUCACACACCUAAGCUCCACAAUUUUUGGACACCAAAUUGGACUCUCAGGCAGAGAAUCCCAUGAGGAGAUAAAUAUUACAUUCACCCUGCCGGCUGCCUGGAAUUCAGAUGACUGUGUUCUCCAUGGCCACUGCGAGCAGGUUGUGUUCACAACCUGCAUGACCGUGACAGCAGCCAGCAAUGUAUUUCCUGUUACAGUUCAGCCACCACAUUGUGUUCCUGAAACAUACAGCAAUGCUACGCUUUGGUACAAGAUCUUUACCACAGCAAGGGACUCCAAUACAAAAUACGCACAGGAUUAUAACCCGUUCUGGUGUUACAAAGGAGCAAUCGGAAAAGUGUAUCAUGCUUUAAACCCCAAACUAACUGUUAUAGUUCCAGAUGAUGAUCGCUCUCUAAUAAACCUGCACCUCAUGCACACCAGUUAUUUCCUUUUUGUGAUGGUGAUUACAAUGUUCUGCUAUGCAGUCAUUAAAGGCAGACCAAGCAAACUGCGGCAGAGCAAUACAGAGUUCUGCUCUGAAAAGGUUGCUUUGUCAGAAGCAUAAUCCAUCCUCUCCUUUUACUGAGAAUGACUGAGAACCGUGAUCAUUGCCUGCUGAACCCAGAAUGGGUCUUAACACUCUGUGAAUACAUUAUCUUGCAAUGUUGGUUUAUUCCAACCAAAGACAUUUCAAGUGCCUGUAAUUGAUUUGUACAUAUUUAUAAAGGUAUAUUCCGAAUAGGUCAGAUGAUGCACUUGUUCCGCAUUGUAGUGCGGCAGUAAACUUUCAGUCUUUACCUGUGGACAUAGCCGAAUGUUUGUGUAGAUAUGUUUAGUGAUAUGGCUACAUAAUAGUCAGAGCAAGAUAUUUUUGUCUAGCUGCAUCUGGGCAGGUUAAGAUGCCUUUGCAAGUGUCUCAAACAAACCAACAGAUCUUUGUUUUUUGCCCAAUGAUAUGUACAGUGUGUUUGAAACAGUAUGCACCUUUGAUAUAAUACUGCAUUUCCAAAGCCACCCAUCUACUACAUGAAUUAAAUGUGUAUUUGUGUGGCCUAAUACUUUUCCUCCAUUUGCUCCUUGCUUGCAAGAAAAGAUAUCAACAUUUUAGAUUUUUUUUAAAACAAGAAAUACACAUAUUCACAUUUUAAUAGUGCUGUAUUUAGGACAACCUCGUGCUUUUAUUCAUAGUUAAAAAAAAUGAAGAAGUGAAGUCCCGUUUUAAUAUGUUUCGUACUGAAAAGCGCUAAGUUUGAUUUUUGUUGUUUUUCCACUUGGCUUGCUGAAUGCCAGUGAAUCGGUCAGGAAAGCUUUCCGCUCAGCCUCCCACCUGCAGCCCUCAGACCAGAAUUGGGUGUCUCUGCUGAAGAGCAUCUUCCUGUAAGCUUUUUUUAUUCUAGAAAAUGAAACUUUAUAAACAGCUGUAUUGGAUGAAGGGUCUGUUGGGCUCUGCACAGCCUGGGGCAAGUGCAGAUAAUAAAAGGAAAUCCCAUAGUCUGUUACAGAGCUUCACUUUGGGACUCUCCCUCCGUCUUGGAAGGGCAGCUGAAAUGAUACUUUGCAGCUGAAAUGACACUUUUAUUAGCUUUGUCCCCUUCCCAGUUAAUCCUGUCCACUCGGGGGAGAAUGGCAAGAAGAGGACCAGGGCUGUUGUGAUUAAGGUCAAAGAAACCACAUAGUAAAACCCACACAGUUCUCUUGUGUCUGUUGUUAAAUCAGAGGUUUUGUUCCAUGCAUUUCUCCUUUUCCCAUUCUGGCUUUCACUGUUUCUGGCUCCUUACUGAGCUCCUUUCAUUUUCGGGAGUCAGGAUUUUCCUGCAGACAUUUCCACUACUGCUUUUAAAGUCUCACUGUUGCCUUAAUGGACCUUUCAUCAUCUUUCAGCUGUCUUGUCAGGUAGGGUAACUCUAGGUCUGGAUACAUAUACAUAUGCUUUUUUCCUCCUCUUUUCACUCUAAAAGAAGAAACUCAAGUCCAAAUCUCAGUUAUACUGGUGUAAGACUCUUGGCUUAUUGCCUGUAGACACUACAGAAUGGUACCCUCCUGGUCUGUAGGCCUGUACAGGUGGGGCUUCAGUAAGUUCACGGGUCUUCAGAGCGUUUGAAGCAAAAUAGUCACACUUUUCUUCAGAACACGUUUCCUUUCUAGAAUUUCAGUUACUUAAGUGGUGUUAACUAACCUGCAUUUCUCUCUGGGGAUGUUAAGGCAAAGUUUUAGAGUCGGCCUAGUUUGGAGUCUAGUGAUAAAAUGAAGCUUCCAGUUUUCUGAUGCUGCUAUGAGCUCGCUGCUUCGCUGAAAUGAAUCAGUGGAGUCACAACAGGCAGACGGCUUCUCCUGAAAACUGUCCGAGCUGUUCCUAAUUCACACAUACAUAGCCUUCUGCAUUAAUACCGACUUUGAGAGUUGCCUGCAAGGGUGGCUGGAUCUGGGGACCACAGGCAGGAAUAGGAAACAGACUGGGGUGGUGUUGUGGAUUCCUAGAAAACAUCCAACAUGAUGCGACUGCUUUGAAAAAGCAAAGCGGAGUCCUUUCUGUUUUGGCAAAUUAACAAUUCAAACUCCAGAUGUUCUGACUGGGAUUUGGACUGUUGGGGAAAACAGUUUUUCUUAAUCUGGUUUUGCUCUUUGGUAAUUAGAGGAGC